This is a messenger RNA of Olea europaea var. sylvestris, 651 nucleotides long. Its product is annotated as BTB/POZ domain-containing protein DOT3-like. NCBI's taxonomy places the organism in Eukaryota, Viridiplantae, Streptophyta, Magnoliopsida, Lamiales, Oleaceae. The record is from RefSeq and is a predicted model, not a curated record. The transcript has 3 exons. The coding region runs from base 1 to 651 and encodes 216 amino acids.
AUGGAUGCUGACAAUUUAUCAGAUCACUGUUGGUUCGAAGAUCUUUCAUUUCUUCGAAUAGAUCACUUCAUUGAAGUAAUAGAAUCAAUUAAAAGGAGAAAGAUUCAGCCUAAUCUUGUAGGUUCUUGUAUUGCUCACUGGACAGUUAAGUGGUUUUCUGGAAUCACAUUGCGGCACAACAAUCGAAAUCAGAAAAAUCUGACCGUGCAAAUGCAUAAAUUUUCGACUGAAUGUCUGAUUAAGAUACUGCCUGCUGAAAGAAAUUCAGUUUCCUGCAAUUUUAUACCUCAUUUUUUAAAGGCAGCUCAUAUCAUGAAAAUUGAUUCAGAUUUGCUACACAAGCUCGAAAGAAGAAAAGCUAUCAUGCUUGAAAGCUGUAAAGUUACAUAUCUUUUAGAUAAGAGUGGUGUCACUCUUUUUUUGACAUGGUCAUUAUUACUAAAGCGGUCGACGCUUAUGUUUCCUUUACUUCAGAGUUUAGUACAAAUCCAUAGUGCAGAUUAUUCAAAGGAGGCAAAGCUCCUUGGUUUCAAGUACCAUCACCGCCCAUUUAUUAAAACUGUGCAUGCACAUCCUAACCUGACAGAAGAAAAAGGAAAUGUAUUAUGGGUGCUGGAAUACCAUAAACUAUCCCAAGAUGCACGCCAGUGA